AUGAAUCAAAGACCGAUUAGACCUUCGAGUGCUUAAUAGAAUGUAUCUCAUAUGAGUGAUAAGAAUGCCUCCUUUUUAAAGAAGUAAUAAAGUUAGAUUAUGAGUAGUCCAUAUAAGUAAGUGAAUCAAUAGAACGUUUCAUAAUAUAGAGUGAAGGAGAGUGAGAAAUUGAUAGAAGAUAACUAAUAAUUGAAGGUAUAGCUCAAUUAAUUCAAAGAUGAAAAUAUUAAAUUAAGAACACGCAACACAAACUUAGAAGUAUUAUUGCCAUGAAUCAUUUAGAAAGACCUUCAAAAAUGUUAAAAGAUAAUUGAAGAAGUAGAAGCAACUGGUAACAUGAAAAGAUUUUAUGCAAAACCAAGCACUGAUAAUUAAAUGAUAUUGAGUUUAAAAAGCUAAGUAAAAGAAUUGAGGCAAAUGUUAGAUCAAAGAGAAUAAGAUAUGCUAUAGCUUAAAAAAUCUGUUAAAUAUACUAGACUCACUGAAAUGGAAAUAGAACGCAAACACUUUUAGGAUGAAACCUUAAGGAUGAAAUAAAUUAUAGAAGAAUUAAUUCAAUAAAAUCUCUAUGCUCAAUAAAAAGAGAAGGAUUAAUAAAAAUUAUAGGAAAUGGUAUAAUAAAGGGAUAAUCUUAUUAAGUAGAUGCAAGAAGACAUAGAAUAAUUAGAAAUUUAAAAUAAGAAUUUAGAAUCUUAAUAGUAGUAACUUAUAAUAGGAUUUUAAGAUUUGGACAAAGAAUAUGUUAAAUUAGAUUAGAGUAUGUAAGCUAAAUUAAAAUCGAAAGAUAAGAUAAUAAAUGAACUUAAAAAUAAUUUAAAAAGGAUAUAAGAUUAAAUUGAAAAAGAAAAAAAAAUAACUUAGCAUUCAAAAGGUAAUUCUGCAUUAUAAACACAUAAUAAAUAAUAAAAACGUAUAUAAAGUGCAAAACCUUCUCUAUAAAUUACGAAACCAGUUUAAUAAGAAGAAAUUCAAGAUCUCAUUUAAGAAAUUAAAUAUAAACUAAUUGCUCUUUAGAAAAGCUCACAUCAAAUAGACAAUCUUUUAUUUAGUGAAACCUCAUAAUAAACUACUAUUUCAUAAUUAACAGAAAAAUUAAUUAAUGAUCCCUUUUUCUUAGAAAGGAUGGAUGCUUAAAAUUUGGCAAGAUUCUUGAUUGAAUCACCUCAAUAGAAAUAUCCCUAUACAUCAAAUAUGUAGAUUUCUUAAGAUAAUGGAUUGAUUCGAGGAUUAUUCUUUAAAACUAUAGGUUAUUGGGCUUGUUAUGAUUAAGUUGAAACUAAAGUAAUAGAAUCAAGUUUAGCAAAAGUAUUCUCUGGAACUUAUUCUCAAUUUUAAAAAUAAAUGAAUAAGAAAACUUACACAAAAAAUGAAUUUAUUAAUUAGAUAUCAAAAAUAUUAUAAGGCAAAACUAUUAGAGAAUUAGAAUUGACUUAUCUUAUUUCUAAAGUAAAAUAUGAUAUCUUUAUUAGAUUAUUUUACAAUCUAAACAUCUCAACACUUUAAAAGGAGACUAUUUUAUUGAAUAUUUAAAGUAAUUACAAUAGGUGAAAGCAGAAGAUGAUAUAACAGUAGAAGAUUUAUAAUAAUACUAUGAUAAUAAAGAGUAAUAUUUUAAAUUAAUUUAAAGUGCUGAAAAAGGAUUCUUCUAUUAUAAACAAUAAAGAAGUAAAUAAGAGUAGAUGAUUGCUCUUUUAGAAACUAAAGAAGAAAAAAUAGCUGAUUAUGAUGCACUUAAUGAUGGGACUCCUUAAAAAUCAGUUCAAUAAUAUUUGAUUAAGGGUGGACUUGUAAGAAGUCAUUCAGAUCCAGAUCCCUUAUAAAUGAAAAUGAUUGAGUAAGAAGAUGAAGGUGAAGAGUAAGAAAAUUAUGAUGAAUAAAAAUAAUAUGAACAAUAAUAUGAUCAAUAUAAUGAGACUGAAUAUGAGAAUGAUUUUUAACCUGAUUUAAAUGAUGCUUAGAUUGAAGAUGAUUAAGAAAUAUAAGUAGAAGAUGAUGAUGAAUAUAAUAUAAAUGUAGAUGGAGUAUUUGAAGAAGAUAAUGAUGAUGAAAAUGAUUAAUGGGAAAAGGUAGAAAAUCAUAAAGGUAAUUUCCCAGUUAGAUAAGAGUAUUUAAAUUAAUUUAAUAAUUAUUAGUCGAUAAAUACCUAAUAGUCGUCCUACUUCUAGCUAUAUUAAUAAAGUAAAUAGGAGUAAUAGCGAUAUUAAAGCUAGUCUAUAAUCAGAAUUACAUCCCACUAAAGAAGUUAAUGAAGAAGGUAUUAAAUGUAAAUUUUAAAUUCUGUAGAAUAUCAAGAAGAUCAAUUUGAAGAUGAAAAUUGA
This is a messenger RNA of Paramecium primaurelia, 2318 nucleotides long. The record is from the annotation of a GenBank genome assembly. NCBI's taxonomy places the organism in Eukaryota, Ciliophora, Oligohymenophorea, Peniculida, Parameciidae.